Messenger RNA from Neomonachus schauinslandi (Hawaiian monk seal), 1359 nucleotides. RefSeq names its product methyltransferase 8, methylcytidine (gene METTL8). NCBI's taxonomy places the organism in Eukaryota, Metazoa, Chordata, Mammalia, Carnivora, Phocidae. The transcript has 10 exons. Bases 136 to 1359 code for a protein of 407 amino acids. Gene Ontology annotation, molecular function: tRNA (cytidine-N3)-methyltransferase activity. The record is from RefSeq and is a predicted model, not a curated record.
GGUACGCUCACGCCCAUCAGCUCCCGACUUUCGUUCUGGGAGGCGCUGACCGGGUGCCGAGAGGGCGCUGUGUGGAGUGCUACUCCCCCCACACACACACACCAAAGCAGCGUCCGUGUAAAGGUACUGAUUAAGAUGUAUGUGAUUUGGAGGAAUUCUGUUUCCUGUCUAAGGAUAAGAAAGGUGCCACAUAGAUUCCAAAGUGGUAAUCACCCAGUGGUCCCUCUGGGAUCAAGGAUUUUAACGGACCCAGCCAAAGUUUUUGAACAUAACAUGUGGGAUCACAUGCAAUGGUCCGAAGAAGAAGCAGCAGCAGCCAGGAAAAAGGUAGAGGAAAACUCGGCUGUGCGAGUUCUUCUGGAAGAACAAGUUAAGUAUGAGAAUGAAGCUAGUAAAUAUUGGGACACAUUUUAUAAGAUUCAUAAGAAUAAGUUUUUCAAGGAUCGUAAUUGGCUAUUGAGGGAAUUUCCUGAAAUUAUUCCAGUUGAUCAAAAAACUGAACAGAAGUUGCAAGAAUUAUCAUGGGAUCCUGCAAAAACUAGUGCCGCCGAUGGUUUCUCAAGAACACGCUGCCCUCCUGUGCCUGAAGAAAAAAAUCAUAAUCAGAAAAGGUGUGGCUCAUCAGACAGGCAAAGCCAAGCGGGAUCGCAGUUUUCCAGCCUAGACUCUGAAGAACACAGAAAAGGACCUCUGAAAACAGAAUUGUUUCCCGGGAGCAACGCCACUUUCAGAAUUCUAGAGGUUGGCUGUGGUGCUGGAAAUAGUGUUUUUCCAAUUUUGAACACUUUACGGAAUGCUCCAGAGUCCUUUCUUUAUUGUUGUGAUUUUGCUUCCAGAGCUGUGGAGCUAGUAAAGUUGCACUCGUCCUACAGAGCAGCCCAGUGUUGUGCCUUUGUCCAUGACGUCUGUGAUGAGGGCUUACCUUACCCUUUUCCAGAUGGGAUCCUGGAUGUCAUUCUCCUUGUCUUUGUGCUCUCUUCCAUUCAUCCUGACAGGAUGCAAGGCGUUGUAAACCGACUGUCCAACUUACUGAAACCUGGAGGAAUGCUGUUAUUUCGGGACUAUGGAAGAUAUGAUAAGACUCAGCUUCGUUUUAAAAGGGGGCAUUGCUUAUCUGAAAAUUUUUAUGUUCGAGGAGAUGGUACCAGAGCAUAUUUCUUUACAAAAGGGGAAGUCCACAAUAUGUUCUGCAAGGCUGGGUUAGACGAGAAGCAAAAUCUGGUUGAUCGUCGAUUACAAGUGAAUAGGAAAAAACAAGUGAAAAUGCACCGAGUGUGGGUUCAAGGCAAAUUCCAGAAACCAUUAUACUUGACUCAAAAAACGUCUAAAUUGGUAUUUUCACUCCUUUCUCACAGCUGA